CGCCGGUCCACCUCUCCAUACCAGUCGCCUGACGCUACUGGAAAGAAGACGGGCAGUCCCAACUUCCGUCCGCGAUCAAUGUCUGUUGGCGACUUCGAAUUUGACACUACAGAGCUGAAUGAGCGAAUCAAACACACGCGGGAUUUCAAGAAGAAGGGAUUCAAAGGCAACACCCGUGGCAAUCACAUCCAAGCUCCCUUUGCAACGUUGGAGGAGCUGUUCAAGAAGCUGCCAAAGUCGGUUGGAUUUAAUAUUGAACUCAAAUAUCCCAUGCUCUUUGAGAGCGAGGAGGAGGAGAUGGAUACUUACGCCGUCGAGCUGAAUUCCUUCGUGGAUACGGUUCUCAAGAUGGCCUACGACCACGGCCAGGGGCGCAACAUGAUAUUUUCCAGCUUCAACCCCGAUGUCUGUCUUUUGAUCGCUUUCAAGCAGCCUUCCAUCCCUGUGCUCUUCUUGACCGACUCUGGUGCGUCUCCGGUCAGCGACAUCCGAGCCAGCAGUCUGCAAGAAGCUAUUCGGUUUGCUUCUCGCUGGAGCUUGCUGGGCGUCGUUUCCCAGGCUGAGCCACUGGUUCUGUGUCCGCGUCUAGUCCGCGUCGUGAAGGAGUCUGGUCUUGUCUGCGUAUCUUACGGAACGUUGAACAAUGAGCCAGCAAACGUCAAGCUUCAAGUCGCCGAGGGAAUCGAUGCCGUGAUCGUCGACUCUGUUCUCGCCAUCCGUAAGGGCCUUACGGAGCAUCAAGCCAAAGGCGACACUCCGGCCCCAUCUGCGCAGCCAAGCCCGCUGGCUGAACCCAAUCGUGAGGCACUGAAGGAGUCUAUCCAGAUACCUGUCCUUGAACAAACCGAACAGAAGGAUGACCACCUCCAUGUGAAACAGCAGGCUGUACUCAAUCCCCAGUGA
Aspergillus lentulus is the source of this 903-nucleotide messenger RNA. The record is from RefSeq and is a predicted model, not a curated record. Lineage: Eukaryota; Fungi; Ascomycota; Eurotiomycetes; Eurotiales; Aspergillaceae.